AUGGCACACAUGCUUGUUGUGUGGCGCAAAAUGGGCUUCCAUGUACCACGAGGGGUCAAGAACGUCUUUGAAUUUACAUGGGAAGAACUCGGGGUGUCAUUGCCAAGGAAAUCUUUCAGUGGUAUAUAUUGUCCCAUUGUCAGAAUCUCUCAGUAUGAAGACAUUUCCCCGCCCUCCACUACUACUUCAAGAGUUCAAAGGCCUGGCGUCACAAUAUCGGGGAUAAAGCCAACCUAUGUGUGCCCAUCAACUGAAGAUCAACAACAGAUGCUUCUCAGAUUCCAGCAACGGUCUGUACAUCUGCUGUCUGAACUCCUAAAGAUGAAAAUGAAGAUAAUGAUUGAUGCAGUAGCUGGCUCUAGUGCGGAAGAUAUUGUGAGGCGGCUUCUCGAAGGGGGUCAGCAGCUGAACCCUAAAAAUCAGGAAGAAGCUGCUGACUUGUUGACCAAAGAUGGCAGGAAGAAGGGUGGGCGUGCUGUGCCACCGGUGAUGUCGGCGAUUCCCAUUAACUCGACCACUCAGCUGAUCCAGCAAGUGUCCUAUUCCUGUCUGUGUUUCUCGCUGGCGCUGAAAGAUAGCAAGCAGAGUGCAACAAAACAUAAAACUAACCAAGACCAAUCCUCUUACGAUGAAAGGCUGGACCCCUGUCCACAAGCCAGGGAGAAGCUCCGAGAAAUUUGCAGACGUAUAGAGGAGGAGAAGGCUCUCUACAAAACGAAAGGCUACACAAGGCCCCUAACGCUGAGACACUACCCGACUCUCACCAAAACACCAUCUGCAUCCUUGAAAAAAGUUUCAUCACCCACAGCGGUCCCAGAACCUAAGCCGCGCAAGAAGUCAAAGAAGUUCCACUACGCCUUUCCUGACGGGACAUCAUUUAUCUUAUGCUCACUAGCGCUCUUGAUGACUCAAGAAGGAGGAACAAUUAGAGACCAGACUGGUGUUUUGACCCAUGAAUGGAAAUGGCAUUCGAAGCAACAAAUUCUGCAGUCGCUAGACUUUCAGAUAAACGAACAAGUAAAACUAAAGGUUCUUGGCCUACAUUCCAUGACUCUUAGUUUUUCUUCUCACAAUGAAACAAUCACUAUCUCUUUGUCAAGUGAAGGGUGUCCGCAUGAAUCCAAGCUGGAGAAGCGGAUAUUUGCAAAGACCAAUGAAAUUGAGGAUGAAGGUCAGUGGACCAGAAUCUUAGCUGACAGUAAGAGGAGGUUUGAGAGGAUUGUGAAACAAUUUGUCAAUGCUGUUUUGCUGACUGCAGGUAUAUGUUGCAUAGAUUACCCGCUCAGCGAAAGUUCAAAGCAAGUGAGGUUUAAGACGAAGGAGCCAUCAUUAGCUCAGGCCUGGGAGCGCAAGUUACUAGAAGAAAGUGCUGCGGUUCUAAAAGCUGAAGGGAAACCAAGGGCCAGAAUGCCGGUGAUGAGAGCCCCUGUCUUUUACAGAACCAUCCGGAAAAAACCAAAGGUUCCCUCACGAGACAAAGCAGAAGCAGACAAAGAAAUAAAACUUUCAGGUACCUGGGCAACUUCUCCUGCAGACUGCCCAAUUGUGCUACGCCAGAUAAUGGCCAAAGAGGAUGAUGUCGUAGGUUGCAAGUGUGUUGUGAAAAUCCCAUCAAUUACAGACUUGGAAUUUGAAAAGUUUGUUGCUGCCCCACGCCAGCCUCAUCAGAUCCUUGUGAUAUGUGUGCUGUCCUCCAAAAACCCAAACUAUUCUCCGUUCUUCGAGUGGUCUUUAGAAAAGAUAUAUAUAGAGAUGCAGCAUGGCCGACCCUCCCCUUGUGUUCAGUGCAAACAUGAUCCCUACCGCUUCUUGAAAUAUGACCUAGACAACCCAGUGAACAAGAAUCCUCCUCUUCUCAUCCAGAAGCAUGGUGUCAUUCCAGGAAUGGUGGUGAUGUACUCUGGAGGGAAGCCGCUCUUUGGGGGCUGUGUUUUCAACGGAUACAGCUACAGCAAGAAGGACUUUCUGAAGCAGGUCAAUCAAGCUUACCUCGACUGCAAGAUGGGUCACUUCCUGCCGCAGAGUUUCAAAUUUAGCUCCCCUGGCGUGUUGGGUGUGGGUUCCCUCAAAGUGCAGGCUACACUCGCCAAACCAGGUUUUGCAGUGCAGAGGUCCUACUGUGAAAUUUACUGGCAUGUUAUCGUGGAACUUGUGUUACAAAUGAGUAUCAUGGGGAUAAGAAGGGAUAGACAUCCAGAUAACACAGAUGAACACAGUGUAAAUGUCAUGCAUAGCUUAAGCAUCGCCAAAGUAGAAAUACAGAUAUUCACCAUGAGCUUGUAG
This is a messenger RNA of Euleptes europaea (tarantolino), 2283 nucleotides long. It is a transcript of the gene FAM194C, whose product is annotated as chromosome 1 C3orf20 homolog. The transcript has 14 exons. Lineage: Eukaryota; Metazoa; Chordata; Lepidosauria; Squamata; Sphaerodactylidae. The record is from RefSeq and is a predicted model, not a curated record. The coding region runs from base 1 to 2283 and encodes 760 amino acids.